GUGGGAAUACGGUAAAGAGACUGCAGAUAACCUCCUCCUUUUUCCAUCUUUAAAGAGAGACAAUAACAGAUACUCGCUCUUUCUUACCUCUAUUCUGAUCGACUGAGUACCCCCGGAUGAACAGUUUCCGUUCGACCGGUAGAUUAUUUGGCCGUCACUGUCGCAUCGCCUUGGGGCUCUUCCCCGCAGCUGUUCCUCAACCCGGUGGAUUACUUCCACUCCGUAUCGUGCACUCUCAAAUCUUGAAUAAUCACAGUUUCAAACGCACAAUGGCCUCUGCAGUAGCCAAGCGCCUAGAAGGCAAGACCGUAGUGAUCACCGGUGCUUCGUCGGGAAUUGGAUAUUCGACCGCCAAGGAGUUUGCGCGCACUUCCCCCGGGAACCUUAAGAUUGUCGUCACAGCUCGACGAGUUGACAGGCUAGAGCAAUUGGCCAAGGAGAUCAAGGAGGAAGUUGGAGAUGGUGUGAAGGUGUUGCCUGUGGCUUUGGAUGUGUCGAAUCCUCAGCAGGUUAAAGAUUUCAUUCCUUCGUUGCCGGCCGAGUUUCAGGACAUCGAUGUUCUGGUCAACAAUGCUGGUCUAGUCAAGGGUGUUGCACAAGCACCCAAUAUUGACCCCGAAGACAUCAACGUCAUGAUUUCGACCAACGUCACCGGUUUGAUCAAUAUGACUCAGGCUGUCUUGUCCGUCUACAAGAAGAGAGAUCAAGGUGGCCGGGGAGAUAUAAUCAACAUUGGCAGUAUUGCUGGUCGUGAGCCAUAUUCUGGUGGAAGCAUUUACUGUGCCACAAAGGCUGCCGUGAGAAGUUUCACCACUGCUCUCAGGAAAGAGCUCAUUUCUACUCGUAUUCGAGUGAUUGAGAUCGAUCCUGGUCAGGUUGAGACGGAAUUCUCGGUCGUCCGCUUUUACGGCGACAAGUCCAAGGCAGAUGCUGUCUAUGCUGGUGUCGAGCCUCUUACUCCUGAUGAUAUUGCAGAGGUGAUUGUCUUUGCAGCAGGACGCAGAGAGAAUGUCGUUAUUGCAGACACUCUCAUUUAUCCCAGCCACCAGGGUGGUGCCGGUGCCAUUCACCGCAAGUCUUAAACACUAUACAUGACUGUUUAUUGAACAUACCAUACAAGUACAUAUAUUGUUCAAAUCUAUAUCAAUUCCAUAGUUCUUGUAGAAAUAGGUUAUCCAAAGUGGGCCUUGAUGUGCCCAUCCAACCAAUCACAUCCACCCCAGCUGGCCGACUGCGUAACG
Molecule: messenger RNA, 1241 nt
Organism: Talaromyces stipitatus ATCC 10500
Lineage: Eukaryota; Fungi; Ascomycota; Eurotiomycetes; Eurotiales; Trichocomaceae
Product: oxidoreductase, short chain dehydrogenase/reductase family
Exons: 7
Coding region: 117-1082 (321 amino acids)
Cellular component (GO): cytosol
Molecular function (GO): oxidoreductase activity
Source: RefSeq, a predicted model, not a curated record